GUAGGUAUCAGGCCUCCCAUCAUGAACGGGCCCAUGCACCCGCGCCCCCUGGUGGCCCUGCUGGAUGGGCGUGACUGCACUGUGGAGAUGCCCAUCCUGAAAGACGUAGCAACUGUGGCCUUCUGUGAUGCUCAGUCCACACAGGAGAUUCACGAGAAGGUGCUGAAUGAAGCUGUAGGAGCUCUGAUGUACCACACCAUCACUUUGAUGAGAGAAGACCUGGAGAAGUUUAAAGCUCUGCGUAUAAUCGUCCGCAUCGGCAGCGGCUACGACAACAUUGACAUCAAAUCUGCCGGGGAGCUGGGCAUCGCUGUAUGUAAUAUGCCAGCAGCCUCCGUGGAGGAGACGGCAGACUCCACACUGUGCCACAUCCUCACAUUGUACCGACGCACCACCUGGCUGCAUCAGGCUCUGCGGGAGGGCACACGGGUUCAGAGCGUGGAGCAGAUCAGAGAGGUGGCCUCAGGUGCAGCGAGGAUCAGAGGAGAGACGCUGGGGCUCAUAGGACUCGGUCGAGUGGGCCAGGCUGUAGCGCUGCGAGCGAAGGCUUUUGGCUUCAAUGUGAUUUUCUAUGACCCUUAUUUGGCUGACGGAGUAGAAAGAUCCCUGGGACUACAAAGGGUCACCACGCUACAGGACCUGCUCUUCCACUCGGACUGUGUGUCUCUGCACUGCAGCCUGAACGAACACAACCACCACCUGAUCAACGACUUCACCAUCAAACAGAUGCGUCAGGGGGCGUUCCUGGUAAACACAGCCAGGGGGGGUUUGGUAGAUGAGAAGGCCCUGGCUCAAGCUUUGAAGGAGGGGAGGAUACGUGGAGCGGCUCUGGAUGUUCAUGAGACCGAGCCUUUCAGUUUCAGUCAGGGUCCACUGAAGGAUGCCCCCAAUCUGAUCUGCACUCCACACGCUGCCUGGUACAGUGAACAGGCAUCGUUGGAAAUGCGAGAGGAGGCAGCCAGGGAGAUCCGGAGGGCUGUCACAGGUCGUAUUCCAGACAGUCUGAAGAACUGUGUGAAUAAGGAGUUCCUCACCCAGAACAACCACUGGACAGGAGUUGACCCAUCUACCGUCCACCCCGAGCUGAACGGGGCUUAUAGGUAUCCCCCCGGGGUUGUCAGUUUGCCAGCAGGGGGGCUCCCGCCUCCAGUUGAAGGCAUUGUGCCCAGCGCCGUGCCCAUCACACACACCCUCCCGCCCGCUGUUACACAUCCUCCCCAUGCUCCAUCUCCUGGACAAAACACAGUAAAGCCACCAGAGAGCGACAGAGAGCAGCAUCCGAAUGACCAACUGUAGCCACACAUACACAAACAAACAUACACACACACACACACACACAAACACACACACGCUUGCCCGUGUUGUCUGGCAGCUGGAGGAGGUCGGCAUGGCAACUGGUGUCAAAGCGGUAAGUUCCCUAGCGACAUGUUGUUAUCAGACGGGUUCACCGAGCGUCAGAUCAACAGGAUGAGGUCCCCAAAAACAAUCGAUUCACAACUCUCUGGCAAAUGGUUCCCAGCAGCCUGUUCACACUCCAAAGAGGAAGAAGAGGAGGAUGGUGAUGAUAAAGAGGAUCAGGAGUGGAUAACUUUCAAAUGCUCUAAUUUAAGUUCAAGACAGUUUACCUCUGCCCCACACAAGUCCUAAAAAAAGACUGUAAAACUCUCGGUCUGCACAUCGAUUUUUUGAAUAGUUUCCUCUGCCAGAAGUAAAAAAAAAAAAAGAAAAAGAAAACAACCAUCUCUUGAUUUGGAAAGAAAAAAUACUGAAUCCAAUUCUGCUGUCAUAGACUGUAGUGUGUCCAAAGUUAGAGGAGCAUCUUUCAUGUCUUUAUCUCCUUUUUCUGUGUCUUUUCCUUAGUUUGAUGUACAAGCAAAAGUAGUAGGUUAUAAAAUGAAUGUAACCUGUCUGUGUACAGUUUUUAGACUCGCAGCAAGAAGAUGCUGAUAUUUGUAUUCCAGUCUUACACAAAAACAAGAGUUCUGUGAUCUCUCUAUGUAGCCAAACUGGUUUGAGAAUACAAUAUCUGUUUGUCUGUUUUAUCUUCAACAUGUCCCCAGAUUAACAAGCCCCCCAAAAAGAGGCAGCUUUUUGCACACCAUCUCAGGAAAUUAAGUUUCCGCAGUUGGUAUGUUUCUAUAUAUUUUUGUUUUAAAAAUCCAUUUUUAUGCCACUUAGUGCUUUCGUGUCCCACUACAUUAGAAAAAGACCUUAAAUAAGAGCUAAAGUUGAUCUAAUGUUUGCUUUUCUUUGUCAUGUUAAGGGGGCAUGUGAUUUUGCUCUUGGACUUGUGUAAAUGUUUGACCCAAAUGGAGGUGGUUGUGGGAGGAACGGCUGUAGGACGGUGGCAAAAUGGUAUGCUUGGCUAGAGCGACUUUAUCUGCAGCAAGAUCGAGUGGUUUAUGUGAAUUACUGUAUGAUAAAGCAAGUCGUCCAUGAGGUGAUUUUCAUAACAUGUACUUAUCUUCGUCUUCUCCAUGUGCAAUGAUCCAGUACUUCCACUACCAAUCACAGAAAUUGUUCGGCUCGUGGAGCGUGAACAGUUGAGCACACAGAGGUUUACAAAAGAUGCACAACAUUGAUGAAUAAGUAUGUUGCUUCUUGCUGCUAAAUAAAUAUUUUAGAGAGGUUGUCCUUUCAGCUCUUCUCAGCCAAGAGACCUGUGAAAAACUCAAAGAAACUCAAAUUAUAUUGCUUUCUGACAAAACCAUUUUUGUUCCCAUUCGAAGUUAAAUUCACUUGUACAGAGGUCACAUCCAGUUCAAGACAGUUGAGGAACAGUUGUGUGGGUGAAGUUAGGUCUAACCAAAUGUUCUUGUUUCUGUUCCACGUUGAGCUUUUACAGAUUUAAAAAAAAAUGCUUUAUGGCUUGUCAUUUUAAACGGCUUUCUAAAAUAGGAACCUGCUUGUGCAAACAAAAAAAAAGUAUGGUUUUAUAGAAAUGUGAGAGACAUCAUAUAUGCACAGUGAAGUACAGAUGUUUAAUGGUAGCAUGUCAGAAUGUAUGGAUUGCUCCAGUAUAGAAUCCCUUUAACAUUUCACGAUGGCUCCUUCCUGAGUAUACCGUUUAGCCACCCUCUGUGGCCUCUGUGUCUAUGUGUACAUAUGGUGUUCUGCCUGCCUGUGUCAAUGUGACUUGGUUGUAUCUGUGUCUUAAAAAAAGCAGCACUGGGAGAAGGGGUGGUGGCAUCAUGAUAAAUACUGCCAUCUAAAUACACAACGAAAAAAUAAGUACGGUAGCAAACUGAGCCAGUAAUGCAAGUUCUUACUGGUUAGAUUCCCACAAAGAAAAGAAAAUAUCGGAAACCCUUCGCUAUGAGGAAUAUUUAUUACCAACUCCAGUUUGUUGAAGUUAGCAGGCAAGCUGAGUGAUGGUGCUUUCUCGAACCCCUUCUACCAGCAGCUGAGUAGUAAAACAGUUCACUGUUGCCCACCUGCUCGUCCUUACGGUGAGGUUAGCGUAGCGAUCAGGGAUGGAAAUUUCACUAGCCAUUUGUGAGGGUUUUGUAGCCCAGGCUAGGGUUGAGCUCUCACUGGCCUGAAUCUGAGCAGGGUGUCUAGUUCAUAGGGUACUGAUGAGACAGUCAAAGAUCACUGUCAGGCUAAAUCCCCCAAAUCCUCAGGGGAAUGCUGAAAUAUUAUGAACUUUACUCUUAAUCUUACCAGAUAACUGUCAUUACAUGGUGGAGAAACUUUGUGGUUACUUCCGAAUAUAAACUUUAAGCAUUCCUUAUCCAAACCGAUGGUUGCCACAAUUGAAAACAUGCUCCUUGAAAUUCCAUCCCUGAUAGUGACAUACAGUCCACUGUUGCCUACCUUGGUCCCUUUUAUGGUAAAGUAGUAGGCGUAGCAAUAUACAGUAUACAUAUUCUAUAUUCUACAGUAAAUAUCAUUAUUUUUGGUUAAAAUUGACAACCUGACAAAGAUAUGUUUGUGAGUGUAUGCAUUUGUAUGAAUUAUUUUAAAAGCAAAUAAACUGUGGA
Paralichthys olivaceus (Japanese flounder) is the source of this 3983-nucleotide messenger RNA. NCBI's taxonomy places the organism in Eukaryota, Metazoa, Chordata, Actinopteri, Pleuronectiformes, Paralichthyidae. The record is from RefSeq and is a predicted model, not a curated record.